AUGCCUCGGGUCUCACGAGAGAUCCCUACACCGACCCGGGUUUUUACGGCUUGUCAGCAUUGUAAAGCGAAAAAGGUCAGAUGUAGUGGCACCCGGCCUUCAUGCGAUAGAUGCACUAAGCGACGCCACGAUUGCAUCUAUCUGCCUCAAACGGCGCAUGCCCGCAAACGAACAAUAAACACCAGCGAGGACGAGGGGGGGGAAUAUGAGGAUGAGAGGGCGGACGAGGGCGCGACAUUAGGCCGGGAACGCACACCUGGUGCUAUGGAGACGGGCCGCCCAAAGAAGCGGAGAAGGGACGUGGAAGUUGGGAAGCUCACAUAUAUACCAGGUGGCGACGUCGUCUCCUUCAGCUUCUUCGGCCCAAAACAAUCACCAAGACUCUCAGACAUGUCCUUUGGUACCGUGUUCACAGAAUCACCGCCUUGUGCAACUGGUUUUGGCCAGAAUGUCCAACUGGGUCAAAACCAUAUUCCGACUGACCUGGACGCGACAUUGCCCGAAGGACCCGAUCCUGGCCAGAACAUGAAUCGGCAUUUCGGCUCUCAAGAGGCGAUACCAAAUUCACUGUCUAGCGGCCAGCCAGCAACGGUGAGACAGCCAUCUAGUCUACCAACACCACCGUACAAUGCCACGGAGCCACCACCGACAAUGGCCCCGCCCAGUCUCAACGACAGCAGGACUUUGCACCCUAGUACGACUCCGUGUGCUGAAGCAACCCCUCAGACUCCUAGUGGUGGUCUUCGCACCCAGGGAAGCUCUGCACCUGUGUCUCAUCUCGCGGUGCAUGGCAAUGGACAAUACUCCUGGACACAAGGGUAUCUGCCGAAUGUUGUAGACUUCGACAACACUGCUCAGGCUAAUCUUAGCGAUGACAUAUUUUCCUAUAUCAAUUUUGAAAACUCAACUCAAAUUACAGACAUCUCAAUCGACGACUUGUGGGCCCAAUUCUCUAAUAUAGCCAAUCAACUGCAGUCGAGAGGUAAAUCAACAGAGACGGCGAAGGGCAUUAUGGCAGAAGAGUUGCGGAGGACGCAGGAGAUGUUGCAAACAGCAAACGCGAAGAUCGACGGGAUAUGUUUACAGAGGGAUACGGCCCAGGCGUUCAACCAAAAGUGGCAACGACGGGAGACGGAGUGGAAACAAAGGCAGGCCAGACUACAAACCAAGAUUGAUGAGUUAGAGGAUACGGCCCAGACGGCGAACGCGGAAUUACAGGCUGCAGAGACUAAGAUCCAAGAGUUGCAAAAGGGCACUGAAAAUUUGAGGACGGAGAAAGCCGAGGCAGUGCAAAGGGCAGAUGAGGCAGAGGCGAACCUCGAACAACAUCGUGAGUCGUGGGGAAAGGUCUUGAAAGCAAUACCGCCGAAUCUACAGGCUACGGUGAAUGCUUCAAGAUCGACGGGGGACUCCAGUCGAGACAACACAGGCCGAGAAGAGCGGACUGGAGACCCAAGUCAAGACAGCGCGGGCCGAGAAAGACCGGGCCAUAAGUGA
Messenger RNA from Exophiala aquamarina CBS 119918, 1497 nucleotides. RefSeq lists its product as uncharacterized. The record is from RefSeq and is a predicted model, not a curated record. Gene Ontology annotation, biological process: regulation of transcription by RNA polymerase II. The transcript is spliced from 3 exons. Gene Ontology annotation, molecular function: DNA-binding transcription factor activity, RNA polymerase II-specific; zinc ion binding. Lineage: Eukaryota; Fungi; Ascomycota; Eurotiomycetes; Chaetothyriales; Herpotrichiellaceae. Bases 1 to 1497 code for a protein of 498 amino acids.